GCAUGAUGCAUAAACAGAAUGUUUUGUGUUGUUGCGAAUAUUUUAAUAAUAAAGGAGAAAGAAGUCACUUAAUGGGAUUUUGUUGUGAUUGUGAAGCUUUAGACGAAUCAUUUGACAAAUUGAUAACAUGCAAGCCUAUUCAGUCGGAUUCUUGCUCAAGAAUAAUGGAUACUGUAGCUGAUCGUCUGAGACUGCCAUGGUGUGACGGGUAUGGAGCUAGAAAACUUGAUCCAGAUGUUUUGCUGGCAGCUUUACUGUUAUUAACAACAUUAUUUCUUGCUGCUCAGGGAUGGGUAGCCACCCUUGUGGUUUUUGGACUGUUACCUUUCUUCUUGAUUGGCCUAUUUGCACUGAUUAUAGCUUGUUGCUAUGGGUCUAAUUUGACACUGACAACAAUUUGCCAUCCGAAACUGAUGUGGGGAACUAUAUUGUUGCCAGACAACUGUAAUGAUGUGUAUGGUGACAUUCAGAAAGAAGUUGAUCCACGAUUGUUAGGGUUA
Limulus polyphemus (Atlantic horseshoe crab) is the source of this 500-nucleotide messenger RNA. RefSeq names its product palmitoyltransferase ZDHHC23-like. NCBI's taxonomy places the organism in Eukaryota, Metazoa, Arthropoda, Merostomata, Xiphosura, Limulidae. The annotation marks the transcript as partial. The transcript is spliced from 4 exons. The record is from RefSeq and is a predicted model, not a curated record.